Messenger RNA from Glycine soja, 1686 nucleotides. Its product is annotated as mitochondrial substrate carrier family protein B-like. Lineage: Eukaryota; Viridiplantae; Streptophyta; Magnoliopsida; Fabales; Fabaceae. Gene Ontology annotation, cellular component: mitochondrial inner membrane. Bases 396 to 1394 code for a protein of 332 amino acids. The transcript is spliced from 7 exons. Gene Ontology annotation, biological process: transmembrane transport. The record is from RefSeq and is a predicted model, not a curated record.
GCGACGAGAGCAGCACCGAACUCGUGGAAUAAAUCACGGCACCGUCCCACCCCACGAAACCCUAAUUGUUCACACCUAAACCCUUUCCUUCACUGUUUUCUUUUUCCCCUUUUCUUUUUGUUUGUUUUUCUUCACUUCCAAGGCUCCACCUUCUCCAAAUCAAAACAGAGGCUUUUUUGUUUUGUUUUCUUAUUCUGCUGUUUAUUUAUUCUCCUUGUCGAGGAAAAGACCCACCCCAUCACCCAUGUAACAACAACAACAAUCCAUCAUCAUCUCCUGGGAACCUGCGAUUCGAGGUUUCCGAGGUUAAUCGGGUACUCCGAGAAAAAGAAGAACAAGGGUCUUUUUAUUUAUUUAUUUUUCAUUUUAAAAAUUGAAUUUUUGGGAGGUUGGGUAUGGAAGCAGCACGAGUGGGUGUGGCGGUUGAAGGUGGGCAUGGAAACAAAUCAAACAAUGUGAAAAUGUUGCAGCAGCCGAAGAAUCAGCAAGCGCAAAUGGGAACCGUGUCUCAGCUUCUAGCGGGUGGAUUAGCCGGUGCUUUCGCCAAGACCUGCACUGCUCCACUUGCACGCCUCACAAUCCUUUUUCAGCUGCAUGGUAUGCAUUUUGAUGUGGCGGCAUUGAGCAAGCCUAGCAUUUGGGGUGAGGCUUCACGUAUUGUCAAUGAAGAAGGAUUUAGAGCAUUUUGGAAAGGCAAUUUGGUGACCAUAGCCCAUCGUCUUCCUUAUUCUUCAGUGAGCUUCUAUGCUUAUGAACGCUACAAGAAUCUAUUGCAUAUGCUUCUGAGGGAGAAGCAUAGAGGAAAUACAAGUGCAGAUCACUUUGUGCACUUUGUAGGUGGUGGUUUGUCUGGCAUAACGGCUGCUACGGCUACAUAUCCCUUGGAUUUAGUGAGAACACGACUUGCAGCACAGAGAAGUUCCAUGUACUACAGGGGCAUCUCACAUGCUUUUACUACCAUUUGCAGAGACGAAGGGUUCUUGGGUCUCUACAAAGGACUUGGAGCUACAUUGUUGGGUGUUGGGCCCAAUAUAGCUAUAAGCUUUUCAGUUUAUGAGAGCCUACGUUCUUGUUGGCAAUCCCGAAGGCCGGAUGAUUCUACUGUCAUGAUCAGUCUUGCUUGUGGCAGUCUUUCAGGAGUUGCAUCAUCAACAGCAACAUUCCCUUUGGAUCUUGUAAGGCGCAGGAAGCAGUUGGAGGGUGCUGGUGGUCGAGCACGUGUCUACAAUACCAGUUUGUUUGGGACAUUCAAGCACAUAAUUCAGAAUGAAGGGGUACGAGGCUUGUAUAGAGGUAUUUUGCCUGAGUACUACAAGGUUGUUCCAAGCCUGGGCAUUGUCUUUAUGACAUAUGAGACAUUGAAGAUGCUUCUAUCAAGCAUUCCAAGAGAUUAGCAUAAACUAUUUUUCAUCAUACAUGAUGCUCAUCACUUCUUAAUCUUUGGUAGGAAAUUUUGUCGUCGAUUUUAUUGUCGUAGUAUGGGCACAUUUUUGUCCGUGUAUAUGUAGUUAUAAUUUAGCGAGUGACGUCAAUUAUACCCAUUCGAAUUUUAGGUUAAAGUUAUGGAUGAUUAGAGAAAUAAUUUUGUUAUAGAAUUUUCCACGUUUAAGAAAUUAUGCGGCUCAUCUCCUUUAAUUGAGUUAGACUUCUUUAGUUAUCGAUGUUAGUAUUUGAUUUAUCUUGGUC